AUGCCAGCGGCCAAGGAUGAGCAGAGCCAGGGGCUGGCGUCGGCGCCACGGCGGCAGAGGUCCGGCUCGAUCUCCUCCCUGAUCCCCCGGGUGUCCACGCCGGGGAAGUCGCUGGUCUCGCGGCUGCGGCCAUGGAGCGCCCUGGGGGGCUCGCGGGCGUCGUCCUCGAGAGACACAUGCCAGCAGCAGCAGCAGCCGGCCGAUCUCCCGGACGAGCGGAGUGCGGAGCGCAGCCAGUCGGAGUUCGCGCAGCAGCUGCUGGCGGGCGUGUACAAGAGGAGGCUGCCCGAGCACGAGGCGGCCGCGGUGCUCGAGGCCUGUCCAGAGAUCGAGUGGCUGGCGGACCGAGUGCGCGUGGCGGACACCUUUGCCGCCAGGGUGGCGCAAGAUAUUCGACGACCAGGGCCGUGCUCAAUACCUAUGCGAAGAGACAGGAGGCGUAUCAAGGAGACGCGCUGCCACAUUUCGGAAAGUACGUGUAUUUGGCCAAGGUCAUGGCCCACGUCAGGACGGGCAGCGCACAAGCUGCCAACGCUAUCGAGUGGCUGCGUUUGGUGGCCGACGAGGCGCAGUCGGAGGCCGACUCCCUGA
This is a messenger RNA of Prorocentrum cordatum, 591 nucleotides long. Lineage: Eukaryota; Dinophyceae; Prorocentrales; Prorocentraceae. The record is from the annotation of a GenBank genome assembly.